Molecule: messenger RNA, 461 nt
Organism: Colossoma macropomum (tambaqui)
Lineage: Eukaryota; Metazoa; Chordata; Actinopteri; Characiformes; Serrasalmidae
Product: histone H2B-like
Exons: 1
Coding region: 71-445 (124 amino acids)
Cellular component (GO): nucleosome
Molecular function (GO): DNA binding; structural constituent of chromatin; protein heterodimerization activity
Source: RefSeq, a predicted model, not a curated record
CGGUGUCUAGAUAAGCCGGUGCCGGGCACGCUUUCCGCAGUUUUCAGUUGUACUCGAAGAAAGGAAAGCCAUGCCUGAACCCGCUAAGUCCGCCCCGAAGAAGGGCUCCAAGAAAGCCGUGACUAAGACGGCUGGUAAGGGAGGCAAGAAGCGCAGAAAGUCCAGAAGGGAGAGCUACGCUAUCUACGUGUACAAGGUGCUGAAGCAGGUCCACCCCGACACCGGCAUUUCCUCCAAGGCGAUGGGCAUCAUGAACUCGUUCGUCAACGACAUCUUCGAGCGCAUCGCCGGUGAGUCGUCCCGUUUGGCUCAUUACAACAAACGCUCCACCAUCACGUCCAGGGAGAUCCAGACCGCCGUGCGCCUGCUUCUUCCCGGUGAGCUGGCCAAGCACGCCGUGUCUGAGGGCACCAAGGCUGUCACCAAGUACACCAGCUCCAAGUAAGAAGUGACGACAAACU